Molecule: messenger RNA, 733 nt
Organism: Electrophorus electricus (electric eel)
Lineage: Eukaryota; Metazoa; Chordata; Actinopteri; Gymnotiformes; Gymnotidae
Gene: czib
Product: CXXC motif containing zinc binding protein
Molecular function (GO): zinc ion binding
Source: RefSeq, a predicted model, not a curated record
CUUGAAUAGCAUAUUUACGCACAUGCUCUACGUACCAAAAUGGGGAAAUUUGGGUUGCAAUUUAAAGCAACUUUGGAGAAUGUUACCAAUGUCAGACCUGACGGGGAUGAUUUUCGCUGGUAUUUAAAGCUCAAGUGUGGGAAUUGCGGUGAAGUCACUGAUAAAUGGCAAUAUAUCACCUUAAUGGACAGUAUGCCACUCAAAGGAGGUAGAGGCAGUGCUAGCAUGGUUCAGAGAUGUAAGCUGUGUUCCCGGGAAAACUCAAUAGAUAUCCUGAGGGACACCAUUACACCAUAUAAUUUGGAGAAUAGUGAAAGGUUUAAGACUAUGGUCCAGUUUGAGUGUCGAGGUCUAGAGCCAGUGGAUUUUCAACCUCAGGCUGGAUUUGCUGCCAGUGGGGCUGAGACGACCACUCAGUUCUCUGAAAUUAAUCUUCAAGAGAAGGAUUGGACUGAUUAUGAUGAAAAGGCCAGUGAGUCCGUAGGGAUCUAUGAGGUGACACAUCAGUUCAUCAAGUGUUGAGAUAUUUGGUGAAGAUGACUAGAGGUGAAUCAGGAAGAACCCUAAAGGAAGACCAUUUAUAAAUAUUUGCUUUUGAUAUUCUUGCUGAUAACCUGGUUGAUUAAAUGGAUGCUUUAUGUACCUAGGGCUAGCAACAUUCUUUGUGUAGAACUAAAGAGCAGUACCUGAUGAUUUGCAGAAACAAUAAAGCUUGGUAGUAAUUUUAUUAGUA